Molecule: messenger RNA, 353 nt
Organism: Ilex paraguariensis (yerba mate)
Lineage: Eukaryota; Viridiplantae; Streptophyta; Magnoliopsida; Aquifoliales; Aquifoliaceae
Source: the annotation of a GenBank genome assembly
AUGCUGGGGGUGGGGGGGUGGGGGGGUGGGGUUGGCUCGCGUACUCCAUUCAUGAAGCCUCUAAAUGUAAUAAUGCUAAUCACAUCUGUAGAAAAGUAUUUCAAUGAACUGUACUUGAGUUAUGGACUGUUUGAGCUUGACUGGAUCAUCAACAUGGCUUGUUCAAAUUCAGAUCAAGUUCCAUUUUGAUUGGUCUGUGCUGUUUGAGCUUGGCCCAGCAUGUAAGACGUCCGUUGAGCUCAGGGUAUACUUAGUUCCUAUCUUUUACCACUAAUAAUUUGGGAAAAAGGGCAUUAAAUUUUAGACCUUUGAAACAUAAAAUGUAACACACAAGUUAGGGAAGUCAGCCAGUU